This is a messenger RNA of Apodemus sylvaticus (European woodmouse), 2769 nucleotides long. It is a transcript of the gene Slc6a16, whose product is annotated as solute carrier family 6 member 16. The transcript is spliced from 13 exons. Gene Ontology annotation, cellular component: membrane. The record is from RefSeq and is a predicted model, not a curated record. Lineage: Eukaryota; Metazoa; Chordata; Mammalia; Rodentia; Muridae. Gene Ontology annotation, biological process: sodium ion transmembrane transport. Bases 186 to 2432 code for a protein of 748 amino acids.
CCCGCGUCUGCCCCACGGCCCCUGAGGGCUGCUCUUUUGGGAAAGGCGCGAAAGCGGCGGCAACCCGGCCCAGCUUCAUUUCCAGUCCGUACACUCCUUGCCUUCUCUCCUGUGGAACAUUUGAAGAGCCAACAAAGGUCAAAGUGUCGGGACCACAGCCGUCAAGGCCAAAAGUGGCCCCAAACAUGAGGUCCACUGAGGAAGGUGAAGAUGCACCUUCCCAUGCCAAAUCAAGAGCUUCUCCAUCGGAUAUGCCUCAAGAAUCAACCUUGACAAAGGCUUCAGACUCCUGUAUGGAAAAAAAUGUAUCCAUGGAUACAAGGCUUUCUGAUAUGGAUUCAAACCUUGGGGGAUGGGAAGGUAUUCUAGCGACCUGGUCUCCAUCAGCCUGGAUUGCACAGGCUCAAGUUUCAGAGACCCGGAUGGCAAAGGCUCAGGCCUGGGAGGCACAGGCAAGAGUUGCCUUACAACCCAAGCCCAGUCUCACAGAAUUAUCAACGGUGACAACCCUGAAACAGGAAUCCUCACAGUUGGUGACCAAGAUAAGUGAGAAAGGCAGUGAAGGCUUUCCUCCCCGGCUCAUCUGGUCCAGCAAGGUUGAGUACAUCCUGGCUCUCAUGGGCUACUUGUUGAAGCCAUCCGGACUCUUGCGCUUCAUCUCAUACUGGAUUCACAGAGGAAACUGCAGCUUCUUUAUAGCGUACAUCUUAAUGCUGUUGGGCGUUGGGAUUCCUCUCCUCUUCUUGGAGAUGGCAGUUGGUCAGAGGGCACAGCAGGGCAGCAUGGACCUGUGGAAGAGCCUGAGCCCCUGGUUUGGUGGAGUGGGAUACAGCAUGGUUAUGGUAUGCUUCAUCACUAACACCUACCUGAACGUGUUCAAUUCCUGGAUCCUCUUCUACAUGAGCCACAUAUUCUACUUCGUGGUCCCAUGGGACCAGUGCCCAUUACAGAGGAAUUCCAGUAACUUUGAUCCUGAAUGUGAACGGGCAACGUCCUACGCGUACUUUUGGUACCGGCAGGCCUUGAAAGCCUCAGACAGAAUUGAGGAUAGCGGGCAGCCGUCCUUCAGCCUGGGCAUGUUCCUCUUUCUGGCCUGCUGUCUCCUCUGCGCUCUCAUGGUCAAUGGGAUCAAGUCCAUCGCGAAGGUCCUGUGUGUCUUGAUGCUGGUCCCCUAUUUCAUCAUGAUCUGCUUCCUCAUCCGGACUCUGUCAAUGGACGGCUCAGGGUACGGACUUAGACACCUGCUGAUCCUCAAGGUGGCAAGCAUCUACGACUUAACUAUGUGGAUCCAAGCAGGGAUCCAGGUCUUGUUUGAUAUCGGCCUGGGCUUUGGCCCCAUUGUCUCCUUCUCCUCACACAUGCCUGACUUCAACAACUGUCUAUCUGAUGCCUUCUUCAUGGCUCUGUUCAAGAUAAUCACCUUGUUGAUUACCACGCCCUUCCUCUUCUCCAUCCUGGGCUUCUGGGCCACUACAACCACACGUCACUGCUGUAAGAAGAACACAGAGAAACUUAUGAUGCUGAUAGCCCAGGGGAUCCUGCCUCCUGAGGCGAAGCCCCCCACCCUGAAGGACAACCCGACCACCAUCUACAACUCCUGGCUCAGCAGCCUCCCUCCAGGCCUGAGGAGCAGCAUCCUCAGCAUGGUGCCCGAGUGCAACGCCCAGAAGCAGUUUCUGAAGAUUGAGGAUAGCCCUCGCUUCCUGUUCCUGAUCUUCACUGAGAUCAUCUCACUAUUGCCUGGGUCUGGCUUCUGGACUGUCCUCUUCUUCCUGUUGCUGCUGGGCCUGGGGUUGUGUGCCAAUCUCAUGUUCAUGCUGGGUAACAUUUUGACACUUCAGGACACCUUCCCCUUCUGCAGGAGGCAGCCAAGGCUGCUCACAGUGUGUGUCUCCAUGAUGAUGUUCCUGUUCGGCCUCAUCUUCAUCCAGCCUUCAGGCAUCUACUACUUUUCACUGUUGAGUGAAUACUGGAUAGCAGUGCCCGUCAUCGUCAUCAUCCUAUGCGAAACCCUCGCGGUAGCCUGGGCCUAUGGGGCCAAGAGGUUCCUUGCAGAAAUGAUGGUGCUGCUGAACCGCCCCAUCCUCCCUGGCUGUGGCUGGCUGUGGCGCUAUGUGUCUCCAGCAGUGCUGCUGGGCCUGCUAAUGUCCAUCUUCAUAUACCUUGUCAAGGAGCCCCUUGUCUACAUGGCCUGGGACUCAAGCACUUCAAAAGAGGUGGUUCGAAUUUUUCCAAUGUGGUCCUUGAUCCUGAUUGCUGGGCUGUCUGUUGUUGUCCUCAUGCCCAUCCCUGCAUACUUUGCAUACUGUCUCACCCUGGGGAUUCCCUUCAGAUCUACACCAUCCUGUAAGCUACCACUCGAAAGUAGCCAGCUACAGACGACAAAAAAGGUCUCAAAGGAUAUUCUACAAGGCUACCAAACAGAGUCCUAAUGAGCCUGCCCACCAGCAGAGCCCCCAGCUUCCCUCAUCAGGCUGACACCUUGCAUCUCUUACAGCAGAGCAAAGAGGCAGCUCUGAGCAGCAGCUGAAGGCUGUCCCCACAGCCUGGACGCCAGGGCAGAAGAGCCGUGGGGCUGCUGGCUUCGCAGCGCCUUCCUGGCUGGGCUCUUCCAUUGCCAUACAGUGCAUCCCCAGACCCUCGCUCAGUGCCUGUGAGUGUUCAGAGCACCCAGGCUGGUCCUGCCAGCCCUGUUCCUGGUCUGUGGGUCUCCUGCAGGGGGAGGGGAGUGCGGGGCUGCUGGCCAAUAAAUCAGUCACUGCAGCUCCA